This is a messenger RNA of Dentiscutata heterogama, 520 nucleotides long. Lineage: Eukaryota; Fungi; Glomeromycota; Glomeromycetes; Diversisporales; Gigasporaceae. The record is from the annotation of a GenBank genome assembly.
AUGCGUAUUCGUCCUAGCGAAAUUGUUUUAUGUGAUAGUUAUCCUAAGAUGGAGAGUCACGAUAUUUGGCAGCAUGUUGAUAGUAGAAAAUAUAUUAUUUCCUAUGAACCUUCAAAUUCUUUUGAUUCUAAACUGCCUCAGAGUUGGAUGUCCGAUUCACAAAUUGAUUACGAUGUUAAUCAAAUUUUUUCUUCUGAUGAAUUAAAAGCUAGUGCUGCGUUAAUAUCUUAUAUUAAUAAAAAUUUGCUUGGACGUACAUUAAAAAUUCAACCACCAAUAAGUAUUAAUUUGAAUGAUACAAUGAUUAUUGAUGCGACAACUUUAAGGUCAUUGGAAAUUACGAUAUCAAUGAGAGAUAACACAAAGAAAGGAAGUUUACUGCACGCCAUUCGACGUACAAAGACAGCAUCUGGUGCAAGGACGUUAGACCGGUGGUUAUGUUUCCCAACGACAUCAAUAAAUAUAAUAAAUAAUCGUUUAAACCUUGUUGAAUAUUUUUGUAAAAAUACACAUCUUACAA